UGGCAGUGGGCGGCGGACCGAGACCCAGCGAGGGAGGCGUUUCACUGCCGCAGUCCUGGACGAGAGAGAAGACGCGCUUCUUGAAGCGAUCAGAGGAAGUGCUCCUAAUUCGGGUGAUAGGAGUUUUGCCCGCCUCUCACAAAACCGCGCAAGAAGGCGACUCGGAAGCCAGCAAGGCCGCCUUGCCGUUCCAGGACCUCGGGUUGGCACGAUCAUGUCGCCCAAAGGUGGCCGGGCUCCCUCUGUCCUUUGCCUGAUUGUCAUAGCGGCCGGACUAAAUAUCUACUCAGCCUCCUCAACGAGUACAUCUACCACCUCAAACAUAGUCUCUUCUGUAAGAACAGAAUUGGCCAGUCAGACCUUUAUGCUCAUCAGUAGUAUAACAACGGGUACCACAAAAGCAGCUACAAGACCUGUUACUCUUGUCCCUAGGAUCCCGUUGUCUGAAACUUCUGUCCCAUCAAAUACACCAGACAUGAUUGCAUCAACUAAUUCAUUAUCACCGCCAAGCACUGAAUUACAAAGCACAGAACACAUGUCGACCUCAGUGAUGUCAGUUGAUAGGUCAGCAACAACUAAUAUGUCCACUGCAGAAACCCUAGCCACUGCCACUUCAAGUAUUAUGAGUGUGUCAUCCACCAUCAGCAGCUCAUCUGCUCCUGAGAGACACACCAGCACUGGGGUUACCCAGUUAUCAAGUAUAGAAGUGUCAACAGUGCCUGUGACUUCCGAGAAACACCCUACUGAAGGAACUACCUCUGGAGACACUACUAAUUUUCUCACCUCAGCAAGCCCUGUGGUAAAGCUUACAUCUUCACAAGGGACUUUAGCAAGUAAAGCCACUGUUGAGACCUCCCCUACAGGCAGUACCACGUUCUCCUCAGGGGUAACCAUGCAAGAGGUUCAGCAGGCUUUGAGCUCAGGAAGCAUUGCAGCUAUUACUAUAACGGUGAUUGCAGUGGUUAUACUGGUGUUCGGCAUAGCUGCAUUUCUAAAGAUCAGGCAUUCUUCUUAUGGCAGACUUUUUGAUGACCAUGAUUAUGGAUCCUGGGGAAACUACAACAACCCUCUGUAUGAUGACUCCUAAGAACGUUAGCUGAGGCAAAACUGUUCUUGUAUUAUGAAGCACCUAAUUCACUAAAAGUACUAUGUCCUGGUAUCUUUUGACAUGCAGCUCCUGCAUUCUUAUUCCUCUUGCUGUUUCUUCCACUGAACCUUUCAAGUUUAACAUAAGCCAAACUCUACAGCGUGAAUCAGAAUCAAGUGAUGCUUACAAUAACUCAAGUCAUAUUUAAUAAAUUACUACAAUUUCUGCAAAAAGAUGAAGAUCUAUGGAAUGCUCUAAUAAAACUGCAGUCUUUGACUUCUUAGCAACUUGCGACAGGUGAAGCUUUAGUGGCAGAUUUGGCAGGAAGAAACAGUAUGGCCUCUUUAGUUGUCCAUCAGCAAACAUUUAUGGGAACAGUUGCUCAAUAGGAGUCUCAGAAGAUUGAUACCAGAUCUUGGCUCUUGUUUGAUUUGCCUUCACCAGGCUGUCUCUGUAAGAAGAGUGUUCUUAUUAAAAUUCAAUUGAAUGUUGAACUGUC
Candoia aspera is the source of this 1586-nucleotide messenger RNA. It is a transcript of the gene PARM1, whose product is annotated as prostate androgen-regulated mucin-like protein 1. The transcript has 4 exons. Lineage: Eukaryota; Metazoa; Chordata; Lepidosauria; Squamata; Candoiidae. The coding region runs from base 215 to 1087 and encodes 290 amino acids. The record is from RefSeq and is a predicted model, not a curated record. Gene Ontology annotation, cellular component: plasma membrane; late endosome; early endosome.